AUGGAGACCCACAAUGUGACUGCCCCACUCAACUUCACCCUCCCACCCAACUUCGGCAAGCGCCCCACCGACAAGGCACUGAGCGUCACCCUGGUGUUCUUGCUGCUCAUUAUCAUGCUCUCGCUGGGCUGCACCAUGGAAUUUGGCAAGAUCAAGGCUCACUUCUGGAAGCCCAAGGGGCUGGCCAUCGCCCUGAUCGCGCAGUACGGCAUCAUGCCCCUCACUGCCUUCAUUCUGGGCAAGGUCUUCCAGCUAAACAACAUUGAGGCACUGGCCAUCCUCGUCUGUGGCUGCUCCCCAGGCGGUACCCUGUCCAACAUCUUCAGUCUGGCCGUGAAGGGGGACAUGAACCUCAGCAUCGUGAUGACCACCUGCUCCACCUUCUUUGCCCUGGGCUUGAUGCCCUUCCUCCUGUAUGUCUACUCCAGGGGAAUCUAUGAUGGGGAUCUGAAGAGCAAGAUACCCUAUGGAAGCAUUGUGAUAUCACUAAUGCUGAUUCUCAUUCCCUGCACCAUUGGGAUCUUCCUCAGUGCCAAACGGCCACAAUAUGUACGCUAUGUCAACAAGGGGGGGACGAUCAUCAUGCUUUUGUUAAGCGUGGCCAUCAUAGCACUCUCUGUCAUCAAUGUGGGCAACAGUAUCACGUUUGUCCUGACACCACACUUGCUGGCUACCUCCUCCCUGAUGCCUUUCGUCGGCUUCCUGCUGGGCUACAUCCUCUCUAUGCUUUUCCAACUCAGUGCACAGUGCAGCCGCACUGUCAGCAUGGAAACCGGAUGCCAAAACGUUCAGCUUUGUUCCACCAUUCUCAAUGUGACAUUCCCCCCUGAAGACAUUGGACCACUCUUUUUCUUCCCUCUCCUCUACAUGAUUUUCCAGCUUGGAGAAGGGGUUCUUCUCAUCUUCAUUUUUCGGUGCUAUGAGAAAAUCAAGCCUUCCAAGGAUAAAACAAAAAUGACCUACACAGCUGCUGCAACUGAAGAAACCAUUCCAGGAACUCUAGGAAAUGGCACCCACAAAGGGGAGGAGUACUCCCCUUGCACAGCCUAGCCUUCCCCCAGUGGCCUGGAUUCUGGUCAGAGGGCAAUUCAGUGCAACCAACUAGAGAGCAAAAGAUGAAAGAACCAGAGCCGUGAGUCGAGUUUCUCGAGCACUGCCAGCAGGAACUAUCAGAACUGACAAACCUUGCCUGAAGGGAGGACAGUCGGUCUACCUCAAGAGCCUCACCUAUCCCCAGCUCAGGAGUUGAUACUUGUUUAAAAAAUAAAGACUUGUUCAAGGACAGCCCUAUGAAAACAGAAACCAAACUGCCUUUUUGUCCCUGAAUUUCCAGAACAGUGUUCCAUAGGCAUAUAAGAGGCAC
This is a messenger RNA of Callorhinus ursinus (northern fur seal), 1363 nucleotides long. It is a transcript of the gene SLC10A1, whose product is annotated as solute carrier family 10 member 1. NCBI's taxonomy places the organism in Eukaryota, Metazoa, Chordata, Mammalia, Carnivora, Otariidae. Gene Ontology annotation, cellular component: membrane. The record is from RefSeq and is a predicted model, not a curated record. Gene Ontology annotation, biological process: bile acid and bile salt transport. Gene Ontology annotation, molecular function: bile acid:sodium symporter activity.